CAGGUGUUCCAAUCCCUCCAUAUCAUGUGAUUCAGUUGUUCCAAUCCCCUCCAUAUCAUGUGAUUCAGGUGUUCCAAUCCCCUCCAUAUCAUGUGAUUCAGGUGUUCCAAUCCCCUCCAUAUCAUGUGAUUCAGGUGUUCCAAUCCCCUCCAUAUCAUGUGAUUCAGGUGUUCCAAUCCCCUCCAUAUCAUGUGAUUCAGGUGUUCCAAUCCCCUCCCAAUGGAUUCACAAUCAGGUGGUGUACACAUCAAGCCCCUAGGCAUGCAGACUGCUUCUACAAACAUUGGUGAAAGAAUGGGUCACUCUCAGGAGCUCAGUGACUCCAAGCGUGGUCCCGUGAUAGGUAGCCACCUGGGCAAUAAGUCCAUCCGUGACAUUUCCUGGCUACUAAAUAUUCCACAUUCAACUGUUAGUGGGAUUAUAACAAAGUGGAAGCAACUGGGAACAACAGCCACUCAGCCACCAAGUGGUAGGCCACGUCACAUGACAGGGCGGGGUCAGCGCAUGCUGAAGCGCACAGUGCGCAGAAGUCGCCAACUGUCUGCAGAGUCAAUAGCUAAAGACCUCCAAACUUGGUGUGGCCUUCAGAUGAGCCCAACAACAGUGCUUAGAGAGCUUCAUGGAAUGGGUUUCCAUGGCCGAGCAGCUGCAUCCAAG
Staurois parvus is the source of this 657-nucleotide messenger RNA. Lineage: Eukaryota; Metazoa; Chordata; Amphibia; Anura; Ranidae. The record is from the annotation of a GenBank genome assembly.